Messenger RNA from Lachnellula hyalina, 1362 nucleotides. RefSeq lists its product as uncharacterized. The record is from RefSeq and is a predicted model, not a curated record. Bases 1 to 1362 code for a protein of 453 amino acids. The transcript is spliced from 2 exons. Lineage: Eukaryota; Fungi; Ascomycota; Leotiomycetes; Helotiales; Lachnaceae.
AUGGAGAACCUCAAACGAAUCAUUCAACAAACCGAAAAGCUCAAAGCCAGUCCGCCUACGGUCUACGACCAACAGUAUCUGCUAGGUUUCCGAGGCCUGCUGGUCAUCGAAACAUUCCUCCAUGUCUUCCUUCAAACCUUUGUUCCUGUGGCUGUAGCCACCUCCGCCAACCCAGAUGGCCGUCUCUACCAGAAAAUCAUUCGGAAAACGCUUUCGGUUGUUUUCUGGAACGAAUACUUUCUCUACGGUGCCAUAAUAUUCCUCUCGGCCCGGUCAAUCGCUAUUCCAUUCAUCAGAAGCGAGGCCAAAGAUCGAAGUAGCCGUAUCGCAAGAUCAGUCCUCUGCCGUAGUAUAGCCCUAAGUCUUCCUGUCGCUGUCAGCCUAGCAAUUUGCAAGCUUGCCUUCACCCAUAAGAAUUUGGAUACAAUUUCUCAAUUCAAGGACAGUACUGGCAACAAGUCCAUAGAAGUUCCUUACUUUAUACCCAACACACUUGCAUAUUUCAACUCGGUAUUCAACCUCUUCUGGACAUCGCACGACUGGCUUUUGUCAUCUGGUAGUACGGCGUUCCCCUCUCAAACACUGUGGAUGAUAAACGCGGUGUACGUUCAAAGCUACACUGUCUAUAUGACCAUGAUCAUCAUUCCAUACACCCGGAAGAAGUGGAGAGUGCAGACCGCCUUUGGAUUUAUCAUUACAGCGUGGUGGGUUCAGUCGUGGGCUUGGUUCACUAUUUCUGGCUUGUUGUUCUGUGACAUGGUCAUGAACAUGGACUUUCAGGGUUGUGCGCAGCGUGGAAUUCCUAUCAACAUCCCACACCAACGUUUUCAGAAAUCAGAUGGCUCUCCACGCCCAUUGCGCGUGCCCGUUUGGAUACCAGCUGGUUUCUGCCUUGCCGCGGGGUUCUUUAUGCAGUUUGCGUGGGCAGCUUGGCGUCCGGAUCUAUUCGAUAAAGAGUACGAAUAUCACACUGGGUUGUACUACACGGCUGGCCUGAACUAUGAGUAUAAAACUCAUCACACUUAUGCGCGAGACGACAUCUAUCUCAUCCUUAUAGGGUUCUUCACUUUUCUGGAAGCCUACUCCGUUCUUCAGCGCAUCUUUGAGAAUAAACUUUUUGUCUACCUUGGAAAGAGGUCCCUGAGUUACUUUUUGAUACAAUCUAUCAUCAUCUACACUGCUGGAAUUAAAGUUUUUACACAGACACGCCAACACGACGGCGCAAAUUUCCCAAGCUCUACUAUUGCAGCGCUUGUUACGUGUCUCGUGACGACUAUACCAGCAGCCGAAUUGUUCUACCGGUUGGUAGAGUUACCGAGCAAGGUUUUGGCUCAUCGGUUCUUUGAUAUCCUUGUAAAAUAG